AUGGAAGAGGAAGAUUGGUUUGAAAUUAAUAGAAAUGAUUUUAUCAAGGACGACUGUCUCUUUUCAUUACUUCCUUCGGAAGACUUACAACAUUAUGCUGAUUGCUGUAAUAGUUGCAGUAGAAAUUCGUGCUAUGAUGCUCAUUGCUUACUUCAGUCGAAUAAAACUGAAAUAACAUCUGAAUAUAGAGAUAUUCUUAUCAAUAAUGAUAAUGAUAUAAGUUUCGAUGGUUUACAUAUGCCAUUGGGAACACUGGAAGAGCAACUAAAUUUGGCUUCCAAUCUUUUUGAUGUUAAAAUUCAAUUAAACAAGAAUUAUCCAAAUGGUAUGUUUUUAAAAUUAUUAAAUAAUCUUUUGCAAAAAAAAAUUUAUACGAUACAUACGUGCAUACGUGAUUUCACGUAA
Cercopithifilaria johnstoni is the source of this 405-nucleotide messenger RNA. NCBI's taxonomy places the organism in Eukaryota, Metazoa, Nematoda, Chromadorea, Rhabditida, Onchocercidae. The record is from the annotation of a GenBank genome assembly.